CUCUUUUCUCUUUCUAUCGAUCCGCUCUCCACCUGCAGCCACGCCGAGACUCUUCCUAACGGUCAGCGACAAACCUGAUAAAUAAAUUUCACAUCACCCGUCAUCAAUUAUGGACGAGUGGGAUGAAGUGCAGACCCCUGUUGUGAGCAUCCCAAGUUUUGGAAAUUCUGGGAGCUCAUGGAACAGUGGGGGCCAGCAAAGCAGCUUCAAGAGCAGCAUCAAUGACAAUGAGGGUAGCUCUUGGAAAAGUGGCAGUGGUGAUUUUGGGCUAAGAGGUGGAAAAAGAGGACGAGGAUCUAGAGGAGGUGGAGGCUUCAAGAGCUUCAAUUCAGGGAUUGGUGAAAAUGGCAACAGUGAAGACAAUGAAGGUGGUUCCUGGAACAGUGUUGGUGGAAAUGGUGGAUUUGGGGGAAGAGGGGGAAGAGGAUCAAGAGGCAGAGGAGGAUAUAGGACUUCCUUCAAUUCUGAGACUGAAAAUGAAAAUGGCAGUGACGAUGGUUUCAAAAGUGGUUUUGGAGGCAGUGGACGCCGGGGAGGUUUCAGGCGAGGUGGAGGAGGAGGUGGGGAAGGUGCACGGGGUUUUGGAAGAGGUGGAGGUUAUAGGGGUGGGAAUGAGGAGGUGUUUUCCAGGGGCUCAAUGAUGGAGCAAGAGGGGAACGGAGAUGGUGUAACUGCAGGGCCCAAGGUUGUUUAUGUACCUCCUCCACCACCAGAGGAGGAAAGCUCUGUUUUUGCACACUAUGAGACGGGCAUUAAUUUUGACAAGUAUGAUGACAUUCUUGUGGAUGUCAGUGGAAGCAAUUCUCCUAAGGCCAUCAUGACUUUUGAGGAAGCAGGUCUUUGUGAGUCGCUCAGCAGAAAUGUCACCAAGUCUGGUUAUGUAAAGCCAACUCCUGUUCAAAAACAUGGUAUUCCCAUAAUAUCUGCAGGAAGAGAUCUUAUGGCCUGUGCACAGACUGGAUCAGGCAAAACGGCUGCCUUCCUUCUUCCGAUUCUCCAGCAGCUCAUGAGUGAUGGUGUGGCAGCGAGCAAGUUCAGUGAGGUGCAGGAGCCUGAGGCAAUCAUCGUGGCCCCCACCAGAGAACUCAUCAAUCAGAUUUAUCUGGAAGCCCGCAAGUUUGCAUAUGGGACCUGUGUCCGUCCUGUUGUGGUUUAUGGUGGUAUAAACACUGGCUACACAAUUCGAGAGGUGUUGAAGGGAUGUAACGUGUUGUGUGGGACCCCUGGAAGAUUGCUGGACAUCAUUGGUCGUGGAAAGGUUGGACUAAGUAAACUUCGUUAUUUGGUCCUGGAUGAGGCUGACCGAAUGCUGGAUAUGGGCUUUGAGCCAGACAUGCGUAAGCUGGUGAGCUCUCCAGGCAUGCCCGCUAAAGAAGAAAGGCAAACCCUUAUGUUCAGUGCGACAUAUCCAGAAGAUAUUCAAAGGCUGGCAGCUGAUUUCUUAAAGACAGACUAUCUGUUUCUUGCUGUGGGAGUGGUGGGAGGCGCAUGCAGUGACGUGGAGCAGCAUAUAAUUCAGGUGGAUCAGUACUCAAAGAGAGAGCAGCUGCUGGAACUGCUGAAGACCACAGGGACUGAGCGAACAAUGGUCUUUGUUGAAACCAAAAGAAGCGCAGAUUUCAUUGCAACUUUUCUAUGUCAGGAGAAGGUGCCCACUACAAGCAUCCAUGGUGACCGGGAACAACGAGAGCGAGAGAAAGCUCUUGGUGACUUCCGCUCAGGCCAGUGUCCUGUGCUGGUGGCUACUUCUGUCGCUGCCAGAGGACUUGAUAUUGAGCAUGUCCAGCAUGUUGUAAACUUUGACAUGCCUAGCAGCAUUGAUGAGUAUGUUCACCGCAUUGGGAGGACAGGCCGCUGUGGAAACACCGGAAGAGCUGUGUCCUUCUUUAACCCAGAGUCUGAUACUCCUUUGGCUCGUUCUCUGGUCAAAGUCCUUGCAGGGGCCCAGCAGGAAGUCCCUUCUUGGUUGGAGGAAAUUGCAUUCAGUGCACAUGGCACAACAGGGUUUAACCCAUAUGGGAAGGUGUUUGCCUCUACAGACACUCGCAAGGGUGGAUCCUUCCAAAAAGAGCCACCACAACCAGCUGUGCAGAACACCAGUGCUGCUGCUGAUGAUGAAGAAUGGGAGUAGAUCUGCAGCUCCCCUUUCUUUCUUUUAGGGUUUCCUUUUGUUUAUAGAUAUUCCUCUGUUCACCUUUUAUCUUUUGUGUUAAUGGAAAAAAUGCUCAUGGCUUUGAGUACAAAAAAAGCUGGAAAGUAAAAGGCUGUAAGCAAAGGCACUUAAAAAUGCAUUGGAAGAUUGGGUGUGUGACCUGAAGUUUAACUUCAUAAACAAAUGUCAGGGGAAUUAAUAAUCAAGGAUUUGCUUUUUUGCCUAAAUUUGGGGAUGAACCACUUCUGCUGAUGUUCUUGCAUUCAACUGUGUGUUUUGUUUUGGACAAUAAUGAGUGGAUUUCUAGUGGUGGUAGUGCUUGUAGUUAGAAAUCACAUUCUGGAUUUUUGAGUACCCAUAAAUACAUUUUAUUUGUGUGGGCCUUUAACUGAAGGUUGCUCCUGCUCUUUCUUGUCACUGAGUUCUUUUGUGCCAAAUGUUUCCAGGUUGCAACUUGUGAAGGCCUUAAAUUGUUUAGCAAAUGUAACAUACCAAAUAAAAUUGCCAUUCACAAAAGUCUUUGAAA
Molecule: messenger RNA, 2678 nt
Organism: Pygocentrus nattereri (red-bellied piranha)
Lineage: Eukaryota; Metazoa; Chordata; Actinopteri; Characiformes; Serrasalmidae
Gene: ddx4
Product: DEAD (Asp-Glu-Ala-Asp) box polypeptide 4
Exons: 24
Coding region: 110-2131 (673 amino acids)
Biological process (GO): cell differentiation; gamete generation
Cellular component (GO): P granule; nucleus
Molecular function (GO): ATP binding; RNA binding; RNA helicase activity
Source: RefSeq, a predicted model, not a curated record